Molecule: messenger RNA, 2160 nt
Organism: Python bivittatus (Burmese python)
Lineage: Eukaryota; Metazoa; Chordata; Lepidosauria; Squamata; Pythonidae
Source: RefSeq, a predicted model, not a curated record
AUGGCAGAGUUGAUCCCCACGCAAAUCAACUGGCAGGUCCCAACCAAUUCUGGGGCACAUCACACCAACUGCUUUGCCAGCACAGAGUUUAUCAUCCGCCGUGGGCAGAAAUUCGACUUCACGCUGUACUUCAACAGGGCUCCACAGGCAGGGGAGAGCCUGGCGUUCGUAGCAGAGACGGGUCCAGCCCCUUCGGAGUCCUACCACACCAUGAACGUGUUUGCCCUGUCCAACGCGCUGGAUGGGGGGGCCUGGUCUGCAGUGCAAAGAUCGAGUGACGCCAACUGCAUCAACUUCUCCAUGUGCAGCCCCAGCAGUGCUGCUAUUGGCCGCUACAAGCUGAGCCUGCGGGUGACCUGUGGCAACCAGAUGGCAACCAGGCUCCUGGGAAAGUUUGUCCUACUCUUCAACCCCUGGUGCUCAGGGGAUCUGGUUCAUAUGGCAAACGAGCCGGAAAGGCAAGAAUACGUCUUGAACGAAAAUGGUAUUAUCUUUGUGGGCAAUGCCAAUUACAUUGAAGCUCGAGGAUGGUACUAUGGCCAGUUUCAAGAGAACAUCCUCAGACUCUGCCUUCACCUCCUGGACAUGAGCCUCUACCACCGCCAGGACCCAGCGGGUGAUGCAUCGCGUCGGAGAGACCCCCGGUACGUGGGACGCAUCGUCAGCUCCAUGGUCAAUGGCAACGAUCAGGACAACGGGGUGCUGGAGGGCAAGUGGAGUGAGGAGUUUGGCCACCACGAGAACCCCUCCCGGUGGGACGGAAGCGUGGCCAUCCUGAGGAAGUGGGCUCAGGACAAUUACAGACCUGUCCAGUACGGGCAGUGCUGGGUCUUUGCCGGUGUGGCAGGCACAGUCUUGAGGUGCUUGGGAAUCCCGACUCGUCUGGUCACCAACUUCAAUUCUGCCCAUGAUUCAGACUCAAACCUGAGCAUUGAUAAAUACUACGACCCCUCUGGAAAGAGCCUCAAGAUGGGACAAGACUCUGUAUGGGAUUACCACGUCUGGAACGAAAGCUGGUUUGUCCGGAGGGACCUGGGCGGGGCUUAUAGCGGCUGGCAAGUGAUCGACGCCACCCCGCAAGAGAGAAGCCAAGGGAUCUUCCAGUGUGGGCCAGCCUCCGUUCUGGCAGUCAAGCAAGGGGACGUGAAGCUGAACUACGACACGGCUUUUGUGUACACCGAGGUGAACGCCGACAUCAACCGCUGGGUCGUGCAAAGCAACGGGAAACGCACGAAAGCCUACUGCGACACCUCGUCCAUCGGCAGAGCCCUGAGCACUAAAGCUGUGGGCAGCAACCACCGGGUGGACGUGACCAAUAACUACAAAUUCCCUGAAGGCUCCGCGGAGGAAAGAAGCGUGUACCAGAAGGCCUGUGCCCAGCUCUCCGGCUCCAGCGCGGCGGCCAGGAAUGCCAGCCCCUCCGACGCAGCGGCUUCCGAGUUGAUUUCCCACCCAGAGCUCUUCGGGAAAUUUAAGCUGGCCCAGCCACCGGUGCUCGGCAAGGACAUCAACCUGAUCCUCACGCUCUCCAACCUGUCCACCUCCCCCAAGUCGGUCACCGUCAACCUGAGCGUCUCCAGCGUCCUCUACACCCGCAGGGCCGUCAGAGAGAUCCUGAAGGAGGCCAUCACGCUGAGCCUGGGCUCCAAGGAAGAAAAGCACCUCCCGCUGCGGAUUACCUACGCCCACUAUGGCAAUUCCCUGACCGACGACAAGAAGCUCCUGGUGACAGCCUUGUGCGAUGUGUUAGGGGGCGUGAAGCUGCUGGUGGAGAAGGCCAUCACCCUCGAGAGCCCGAGCCUCUCCAUCACGGUUCCUCCGAAGGUGUUUGCCAACGCGCCCGCUACAGUGGAAAUCUCCUACGCCAACCCCCUUCCUGAGCCAGUGAAGGACUGCGUGCUGCUGGUGACCCUGAUGGGCCAGGCCGUCAAGAUCAACGUGGCAGACCUUGCACCCGGGGAGCGGUCAAAAAUCUACUUUGAGUUCACGCCUCGCUGCACAGGAGCCAUGCAGCUGCACGUCGACUUCUCCUGCAGCAAGUUCCACCACGUCAAGAGCUUUGUGCUCAUGGAUGUGGCCUCAGCCGGCCCAGUUUAACUGGGGGAGGCACGGGGGGAGGACGGCAUCUCUCCUGCUCCUACCCUACCAUUAAACCUUUGU